This is a messenger RNA of Hippoglossus stenolepis (Pacific halibut), 4917 nucleotides long. Its product is annotated as sodium-dependent neutral amino acid transporter B(0)AT2. The record is from RefSeq and is a predicted model, not a curated record. Lineage: Eukaryota; Metazoa; Chordata; Actinopteri; Pleuronectiformes; Pleuronectidae. The coding region runs from base 669 to 2654 and encodes 661 amino acids. Gene Ontology annotation, biological process: sodium ion transmembrane transport. The transcript is spliced from 12 exons. Gene Ontology annotation, cellular component: membrane.
UGGCAAAAUAAAACGGCCUAAGUCACACUGUUGACAUAGGCCAUUAUUCUACAGGGGUAGAAUCCCAUGAUCUGUUCAAGUGAGGAUGUAGGCGGUUUUACCAGAGGUGGCCAGCAUCAUGAGGAGAGGAUUUAGGCCAAAAAAAAUCAUUUCUGUCAAAAAAAUGACUGAGGCCAUUAUUUUAGGAAGGUGACGAUAUACAGUCAAUGGGUUCAACUGCAGAUUCCCAGGGUCUUAACGAUAAACAGAAAGGUAUUCAUAGCUGCAGGAUGCUGCUGCGUCUGUAUUGUCCCGCAGCACUUGAACGCAGCCGGGUGGUUGCAUCACGCGGAAGCAGAGGCUGAGUCUCUGAGCCAAUCAGGAGAGAGGAUCAUCUGGCGGAUUCAUCGUUCAUCGUAUUCUUCGGUUCUGUUUAAAUUAUAUAUAUUGUAAUGGUUUAAAGUUAACGUGGGAGUUUAGGUUUUUUUUGGUUUAAUUUGAUGAAUAGAAACUGAAGAAUAACUCCGGUGGUUGACAACCGACAACACGGUGAAGGUACAGACCGCGGCUGCACGUGCUCGUCUCCUCCUGUGAAGAAUAACCGACAGAACCGCCGGAGCCGCUCCGCGCCUUCUGCCGCCUCCGGUGCCUCCUCCGCGGCUUUGUCCGCCACAUUCUCUGGUGCUAAGAUGGAGAAGCAGCCUCUGCCAACUGAUGACGACGUGACAGGAACCACAGAGUCAGAUGUCAAUGGCUACGCUGGUGAGGAGAGCGAGCAGGCCUUAUCGGAGCCUCCCGCUCGAGCCGGAUGGAACAGUAAAAUAGAGUACUUCCUGGCCCAGGUGGGAUUCAGCGUCGGUCUCGGCAACGUCUGGAGGUUUCCUUAUUUGUGCCACCAGAAUGGAGGAGGAGCUUUUCUCCUGCUGUACGUGCUGCUGAUGAUGGUUGUGGGCAUUCCCCUGUUCUUCCUGGAGCUGGCGGCCGGUCAGGCCAUCCGACAGGGCAGCAUCGGAGUGUGGAAGUACAUCUCCCCCAGGCUCGCAGGGAUCGGCUAUUCCAGCUGUGUGGUGUGUUUCUUUGUGGCGCUCUACUACAAUGUGAUCCUCGCAUGGAGUAUUUUCUAUCUUGGGAACUCAUUCCAACACCCUUUACCCUGGAGCCAGUGUCCAGAACAGGGGAAUGUAACAGUAAAAGAAUGUGAGAAGAGCUCCCCAACGUCUUACUUCUGGUACCGCAAAGCUCUGGAUACUACAGACUCGAUUGACGACCCAGCCUCUUUCAACCCUUACAUCACCUGCUGCCUUCUGGCGGCCUGGACCAUUGUGUGCCUGGGAAUGUUCAAGGGUAUCAAGAGCUCUGUGAAGGUGAUGUACUUUUCCUCCAUCUUCCCCUAUGUGGUUCUGUUCUGCUUCCUUGUCCGAGGACUCAUGUUGGAUGGAGCCUCAGAGGGAAUCAGCUACAUGUUCUAUCCCAAGCUGGAAAUUUGGGCUGACGUGCAGGUGUGGCGGCAGGCGGCCACACAGGUCUUCUUUGCCCUGGGUCUCGGCUUCGGGUCCAUUAUCGCCUACUCCUCCUAUAAUCCAAGGAACAACAACUGCCACCGUGAUGCCUUCACUGUCUCCUCUAUAAACUUCCUCACAUCUGUGCUGGCCACCCUGGUGGUGUUUGCUGUGCUUGGCUUCCGCGCCAAAGGCAAUGUCAUGAAGUGUGUCGUCAGUAAUGUGAAGGAGCUGUCAGAACAGUUUCACAACAGUCAUGUGGACGUAAGCCGGAUGCCAAGCUUCAACUACUCUGCCCCCAGUUCUGUGAGUCUGGAGGAUUACAAGGCCUGGUUUAAACAGCAUGGAGAUAACAUCCCUGGUAAUUUAACAGACUGUGACCUGGAAUUAGAGAUGCAGAAGGGCGUAGAGGGCACGGGCCUGGCUUUCAUUGCCUUCACAGAGGCCAUGUCACUUCUGCCUGGAAGUCCUUUCUGGUCAGCGCUCUUCUUCCUCAUGCUGCUCAAUUUGGGGCUCAGCACGAUGUUUGGCACGAUGGAGGGCAUCCUCGCUCCCCUCACUGACCGCUUCAAAACUCUGGCCAACAACAAGACCAAAUUCACAAUUUUCAGCUGCAUCAUUGGCUUUGUGAUUGGCCUGCUCUUCACCCAGCGCAGUGGGAACUACUUUGUGAUGAUGUUCGAUGACUACUCUGCCACUCUGCCCCUCAUUAUCGUGGUGGUCUUUGAGACCUUCAGUGUGUCUUGGUUAUACGGAGCCGAUAGGUUCCUUGACGACAUCGAGGUAAUGCUGGGCUGGCGUCCCUCUGUGAUUUACAAAUAUCUGUGGAAAUACAUUUGCCUGUUUGCUAUGCUGGGGUUACUGGGAGCCACUGGCAUUCGCAUGGUCCUCACACGACCGACUUACAUGGCAUGGAACCGAGAGAAGGCCACCGAGGAGCACCUGCCGUACCCUGACUGGGCUCUGGCUGUUCUGGCCUUACUGAUCAUAUUUGCCAUGAUGCCCGUGCCAGUCGCCUUGAUCCACGCUCUCCUGCAGGAAAGGACAAAGAAAAGAUCCAGAGAAGCAGAGAAUGGUCAGUACAGCAUUGUUAGCACGGACGACAAGUUCGAGACGCCGAUGACCGACAUGACACAACUGGACCAAAGGAAUGGGACCGCUGAUUCCUUUUCGUGAAUAUUGAACUCGUGGGAAAUGACCUUCAGCACCCAGUCAAAGAUUCAGUGGGCCAUUUUCAAGGAUGGUUUAAUCAUAUCUCUCUCUUCAGUGCAGAUAUGACACAGAUUUUACACACUAUUGCAGUGUGUAAAAGAAAAUUCCUUAUUUUAAUAUUUAAAACCUUUUUCUAUACUUUUAUGAAGUCCACUCGUAUACAGAUGAUUUUAUCAAUACUGUUGAUCCAACAACAUUCGUCCAUCUUCAAACUGGUUGAAGCAAUCACAACCGUUUAUCUAAAGUGGGGCAGGUUUCAUACCAUAACUCUCAGGAGUGUCCAAUUAGAGCGCCACUGAAUCAUGAUCAUUAACCAAUACGGCUGCAGCUGAUGUGAAGAGGUGGGAUGAAUCAGCUAUUGAGACAGUAUUAAACAAACUGGUUGGUCUAUUUUCUCUGAGGGGAGAAACACAAACACCUGUACCCUGUUGUCUGUUUACACAUUUCCUGUCACUCUGGUUACAUCACUCCGCCUGGAAACUGAAAAUGAACUGAGAGAUUCCAAACGAGUGUAAUAUGGAAAAUACAGAACAAACCAUGUAUUGCUGUAUGGUAACAAACGGUAGAACUUCCAACAACUGCUGAUUUUUAGAGAGUUGUGGUCCAAAUGAGCAAAAAACAAUCUGCACAAGCCGUAAGAUAUCACAUCCUCUUCCUGCAUUUUUAUUUUUGUAUAAAAGCUUCACUUGUGAAUUCAUCUGAAAUAACCAAAACAUUUUAAACCUUUGUAAAAGCUCUCUUGUGUGAUGCAGCGUAUCACUUGAGAAAUUCCUACAUCUUACUUUGACAGUGAAUGUCCCAGAAACUAAACAGCCAACUUUUGCUCCUCAUUUUCUUUCAGACAAAAUCACGUGUUACAGUAAACAAUGUCCUCCUCCAUGUGAACUUUACAGAGCUGUUAUGUGCUGUUUUUAUUUUUCUAUCUUGAACUUUUCCCAGCACAGUAAACUGAUGGUAAAAGAUGUGUUGCUUUAGAUUGUCAGUUAUGACUUGGGUUGAGUAACAACAAUAUAAACGAUGGGGCCUUAAAUCAAACAGGAAAACUACAUUAUAAUCGAAUAUAGUAAUAAUUAUAGUUGAUUAUAGCGUUGCUGUAUCCGUGUGUAAGGCAGCAUUACGUACAGUGCCCGUAGCACCACACAGAUGCUGUUUUUUUGUUGCUGAUGAGUGUGAGGAAAAGAUUCUGUUAAAGGAAACUGUUAUAUUAUUACUCCACAUUUUUCUUCUCAAAGCUCAGAAACCACAAGUACUUUUAUUAGCAGAUAGUGAGACUGUUACAUCAGGAUGGCGAAUUCAGUUGUGUUGACAUUAAACUGUUAUUUGGUACAGUGUUAGUUACACAGAAUGUUUACAGCUCAACACAUUUGAGGCCUGAGUUUCAUAUUUACUUGUAUGUAUGCAGAUGUACCUACACACGUCAUAUGGUAACAUUCUCUGUUGAUAUCCAACUUUCAUUUCAACUCGGUUUCUGACUUUGUUUCAAAACAUUUAUUUAUUUUAGCGUCACUGUGUCUUCCUUGUAUUUAAUCACAAAGUUAAGGUUUAAGAAAAUGUCUGUGAUUUUCGACAGUAGCAGCAAAACACUAGCAGCACUACACUGUUGUAAACAUUUUCUUUUCUGAAUGGGUGACGGAAUACAAACACUGAGCGGAAAACUCACAUUUUAAUUGUAAAUAUGUAUAAAAUACAUUGAGUCUCCUCAAGAACAAAUGUUUUAGACAUUCUGUGGGACCUUAUUUGUAAAUCAAUUUUGCAUGAAGCUUUGUUUAUUUUUAUUUUUUAUUUUCUUUCUGGUUUAAGUAGAAACUAAAAGGCCAAACCAGACAAAGUUUUUAUACUUUAACUGUUACUGUUUAUCAAGUAAUUUCAGUGUUUUAAAAUGUUGUACAAAAUGAUUUUUAGACUUCAGUCCUUGAUCACUUUAGUCUAUUUUUAUCAGCCAUUUUUCUGAAGUUAAAUGUUUUGAUAAUGUUCGGUGGGUUACGAUGAAAAUGAAUUGACCUUAUGAACUUGAAUGCUGUUGAAUGUAUCUGUAUCAAGUGCCUUUUAGAUUCAAUGAGGCCAAAUUAACAAAUUGUCAAAAACAUUCCAGCAUCAAAUUGUUUCACUUUUCAAUCUCGUUUGUAGUUAGUUUGUGUAAAAUGAACUUUUGAGAAAAUGUAAUAUAAUUCCACUGCUACUGUGUAUAUAAAAUGUCAUUUUUUUAAAUUAAAAACUUGCAGCAUCA